GAACAAUGGGUUGAUAGAAAAAAUUAUGAAAAAACAUCUGCUUUUAUUGAUGAAAAUCAAUCAUUACAAUUAUUUAUUGGUUUAAAUACUGUUCAAAUAUGGCGUAAAGUUACUGAUGAAUUCCAUGUUCUUGAAUAUAUUUGGAUGCUUAAGCAUGUUGAAAAGGAAAAUCACAAUUAUUUAAAAAUAAAGCAUUUGAGAGUUGGUUGUAGAAAAUUUGAACUGGAGGUUACUUGGGGUGAUAAUGAGAUCAGCAAAAAAAUCCAAUGGCCUUAUCCAGAUCAAUAUGUAACACCUAUAAGACAUGCUUGCAAGGCUCUUGAGUAUCUUAAUUUUAAAGAAGAUUUAUUAGUAAGCUAUAAAAAAAAAUGUGAAUUUGAAGAAAUGUAUGAAUAUAUUGUAAAAAUUAUUUUGAAAUUCAUUAAAGACAAACCUGAAAUAUGGAAGCUUAUGGAUACUCAUUAUGAGGUUAUGUCAAACCUUAUCAAUGGUGGAGUUAAUUCUCUUAUAAAGUAUAUUUUAUUUGGUAAAGAUCAAAUUGGAAACAAUAAUAUUAUUCAAAAUACAACUAAAAAAACAUCCUAUAAUACUUCAAAUCACUUGCAUUUACAUUUACCAAGAACUAAACAAUGGCAAAAAAAUAAAAAUGAAAAUGAAAAUGUUCAAAAUAAUGCAUUAGUAUUAGCAAUCAAAUAUUACACUGAUAAAAAAGACAAAUUAAUUGUAGGCAAUUUAUUAGAAUAUUAUUCCAACAAUGCUAUUGAACAUAUUGGAUGGAUGAUCACU
Messenger RNA from Entrophospora candida, 786 nucleotides. Lineage: Eukaryota; Fungi; Glomeromycota; Glomeromycetes; Entrophosporales; Entrophosporaceae. The record is from the annotation of a GenBank genome assembly.